This is a messenger RNA of Andrographis paniculata, 1991 nucleotides long. Its product is annotated as aspartic proteinase A1-like. Gene Ontology annotation, biological process: lipid metabolic process; proteolysis. The record is from RefSeq and is a predicted model, not a curated record. Lineage: Eukaryota; Viridiplantae; Streptophyta; Magnoliopsida; Lamiales; Acanthaceae. The transcript is spliced from 14 exons. Bases 306 to 1838 code for a protein of 510 amino acids. Gene Ontology annotation, molecular function: aspartic-type endopeptidase activity.
CCGUCGGAUCACACCGGAAUGCAUUUGAUCCAACGGCGCUCGAUGCCCGUCCAUCUGGGCCCUUCGAUACGAAAUCCUACGGUCGUGAAUAGCAUUUCUUGAUCUUAAUCGACGGAUGGUUUUUCUUGGGAGAGCAGCUGUGUUGUGAUCGAUCAUAAAGAGUGUGUUCACUGCUGGUAUUACAUACACCACCUUGUUUCGCCUUCAGAUUUCGAAGAUUGUUUGUUGUGUAUGUUUUCAUCUCCUCUUUCUCAUCGUCGUCUCUGUGGGUUUGUAUGCAUCCAUUUGCGUCUCUAUACUGAAAUAUGAAAAUCGAAAUCGCAACUUCAGCCAUAAUCCUUUUACUUUCAAGCCUGUUGUUGUCUUCUACUGCUUUUACUACAACAAAUGACGGACUACUCAGGAUAGGCCUAAAAAGGGUGAAGUUGGAUCAAAGCAACAGGUUUGCAGCUCGUCUUAAGUCCAGAAAAGCAGGGGCCUUACGAAGUCCAAUCAGGAGCUAUAAGUUCCAGGAUAAACAUGACACUGACAUUGUUGAACUGAAGAAUUACCUGGAUGCGCAGUACUAUGGUGAGAUUGGUAUAGGCACUCCCCCUCAGACAUUCACUGUCAUUUUUGACACUGGUAGCUCCAAUCUGUGGGUGCCAUCCUCGAAAUGCUACUUAUCCAUCCCUUGUUACUUCCACUCAAAGUACAAGUCCAGCCAGUCCAGCACUUACAAAAAGAACGGGAAACCUGCUGCAAUUAGCUAUGGAACUGGAUCUAUAUCUGGAUUCUUUAGUGAGGAUAGUGUCAAAGUUGGUGACCUAGUUGUAAAGGGACAGGAAUUCAUUGAGGCUACAAGGGAACCUAGUAUUACGUUUUUGGUGGCCAAGUUCGAUGGCCUAUUGGGGCUUGGCUUCAAAGAGAUCUCUGCUGGAAAUGCGACACCAGUAUGGUACAACAUGGUUGAACAAGGUCUUGUCAAGGAUCCUGUCUUCUCCUUUUGGCUCAAUCGAAACCCGGAGGAUGAAGAGGGUGGUGAAAUUGUAUUUGGUGGGGUUGAUAAACACCAUUUUAAAGGCAAGCAUACAUAUGUUCCUGUGACACAGAAAGGAUACUGGCAGUUUGAUAUGGGUGAUGUACUCAUUGAUGGUAAAGAAAGCGGAUUCUGCAAUGGAGGAUGCUCAGCUAUAGCGGACUCUGGGACUUCUCUGUUAGCUGGGCCAACUACUCUGGUCGCGAUGAUCAAUCAUGCCAUUGGGGCUACUGGACUCGUCAGCCAAGAAUGCAAGGCUGUGGUUGAACAAUAUGGGCAAACUAUUGUCGAUCUUCUUUUAUCAGACGCUCAACCUAAGAAGAUAUGCUCCCAAGUUGGUUUGUGCACCUUCGAUGGAAAUCAUGGUGUUAGUGCGGGUAUUGAGAGCGUAGUAGAUGAAAAGCAAGGAAAGUCAUCUGGCUUGCGCGAUGGAAAGUGCUCCUCCUGUGAAAUGGCCGUCGUUUGGAUGCAAAACCAGCUCAAAAGGAACCAGACUCAAGAACGUAUCCUCGACUAUGCAAAUGAGCUGUGCGAGCGGCUUCCAAAUCCCACCGGAGAAUCGACUGUUAACUGUGAACGCAUAUCUUCCAUGCCUUCCAUUUCCUUCACUAUUGGUGAAAAGGUCUUCGAUCUCUCCCCACAUGAGUACAUACUCAAGAUCGGCGAGGGAGCUGCUGCGCAGUGCAUUAGCGGAUUCACCGGCUUGGACAUUCCGCCUCCUCGAGGGCCUCUUUGGAUCUUGGGAGACAUCUUUAUGGGCCGAUAUCACACCGUGUUCGAUUUUGGCAAACUGAGAGUCGGGUUUGCGGAAGCUGCUUAGACUGCGUUUGUUUUACUUGUCUUAGAACCUAACAUAUCUAUCUGGCUCGUUUCGAUAAAGAGUGAAGUUUGGAUUAGUAGUUUAGGACAGUUUUUGUUUAAACUUAUGGAACUUUUCGACAGACAACGCAUACAUAAGUAAAUCCGAUUUACA